Symphalangus syndactylus (siamang) is the source of this 1919-nucleotide messenger RNA. RefSeq names its product zinc finger protein 114 (gene ZNF114). Gene Ontology annotation, cellular component: nucleus. Gene Ontology annotation, molecular function: DNA-binding transcription factor activity, RNA polymerase II-specific; RNA polymerase II transcription regulatory region sequence-specific DNA binding. The record is from RefSeq and is a predicted model, not a curated record. NCBI's taxonomy places the organism in Eukaryota, Metazoa, Chordata, Mammalia, Primates, Hylobatidae. Gene Ontology annotation, biological process: regulation of transcription by RNA polymerase II.
UUUCAAGGCUAGGUGACAGGAGACUUGCGGUUUAGCCGCUAGUCAACGGAUGGGGGGAGUGGUAGCAAAAACAUAAAAAUGGGGACAAGAGAGAAACUGGAGACCCCCCAACGUGUCUGUUUCCGCCCUUUUACCGUCUGAGGGAAAAAAAAAACGCAUUCUUUCCUUGGGAAAUGCAGGAAGCCAGCAAGCGGCCGGCGUCUCCGGAGCCCGCAAGGAGGCGUGUUGGCUGCGCAGAGAGCGCGCUUCCAAGCUGGAGAGCCUAGGAACGGUGGCGCGGGCGGAGGCGACAGCGAGGACCCAAGGCUGGGGUUUCCUGCUUGGAUCAGGAGUGCCUGGGGACUCUGCCUCACCUGCCUCCUUGAAGGAAACACGGGGAAGCCAGGACUGGCCGUCGCAUUGGUGACAAAUAUGUCCCAGGACUCGGUGACCUUUGCAGACGUGGCUGUGAACUUCACCAAUGAGGAGUGGACCCUGCUGGAUCCAGCUCAGAGGAAUCUCUACAGAGACGUGAUGCUGGAAAACUCUAGGAACCUGGCAUUCAUAGAUUGGGCGACUCCAUGUAAAACCAAAGACACAACCCCUCAGCCGGAUAUUCUUCCUAAAAGAACAUUUCCUGAAGCCAACAGAGUGUGUCUCACGAGCAUCAGUUCCCAGCUCUCCACAUUAAGAGAAGACUGGAGAUGCCCCAAAACAGAGGAACCACACAGGCAGGGGGUGAAUAAUGUGAAGCCACCUGUGGUUGCCCCUGAGAAAGAUGAAUCUCCUGUUAGCGUCUGUGAAGAUCAUGAAAUGAGGAACCACUCUACACGUACCUGCAGGCUUGUGCCUUCACAGGGAGAUUCCACAAGACAAUGUAUCCUAACACGUGACUCAAGUAUUUUCAAGUAUAAUCCUGUCUUAAACGAUAGUCAAAAAACACAUGAAAAUGACGAACACGAUGGAGGCUUGGGGCGCAACAUUCAGUGGGUUCCAUGUGAGAGAAAACCAGAGCUGAAAGCAAGCACAUGGACUGGCAGUCAGAACACUGGGCAUCAUAUAUGUGAUGACAUUGAUAUGGGAGCCAACAGGCACCAGCGGCCUCCAUUCGGAGAAGCUUUCCGUGAAGACGGCUCCCUUAGGGCACACAACACUCAUGUUCGAGAGAAAAUGUAUGAUUUUACUCAGUGUGAGAACACCUCCAGAAAUAACUCAAUUCAUGCCGUGCAGAUGCAGUCGUAUACCGCAGAGACAAACGAGAAGGAUUGUCAAACUGGAGCAACCUCUGCCAGCGCUCCAAAUUCCGGUUCACACAAGAGUCGUUGCACUGGAGAGAAAACCCAUAAAUGUCCCGAAUGUGGCAGAGCCUUUUUUUAUCAGUCAUUUCUUAUGAGACAUAUGAAAAUUCACACUGGAGAGAAACCGUAUGAAUGUGGGAAAUGUGGGAAGGCCUUUAGAUAUUCCUUACACCUUAAUAAACAUUUAAGAAAGCAUGUCGUGCAGAAGAAGGCCUACGAAUGUGAAGAAUGUGGGAAAGUCAUCAGGGAGUCCUCAAAAUAUACACAUCUAAGGAGCCACACUGGAGAGAAACCCUAUAAAUGUAAGAUAUGUGGAAAAGACUUUGCGAAGUCGUCAGGACUUAAAAAACAUCUUAAGACUCACAAAGAUGAGAAGCCCUGUGAAUGAAAGGAAGGUGGGAAAAUUUUCAUUAAUUUUCUAACUGUACUGAACAUGUGAGGAGGACAUAUUGGAAGGGAGCUCAAGGGGUUAGCAUGCAUGAGAACAUCUUCCCUGAACUCCCCUAUCUUACAGAAAUGUGAAAAAAAAAAAAAACCCUGUGAAGGUAAAGUCUACAGAAAGCCUUUCAUCUUCAUUCAUCUUGAGUAGACAUUUGUUCUCACCCUGGAAAGAAACUGCAAAUCUAAAAGGAAUAUGACAAA